UUCUCUGUAGAGAGAGGCAGACCUUUGAAAUAAAUGGCGGGGGAUCUUAUCAUCUUCCCCCUCACUCCAACCCAAUACGAGACUCAGAAACUCCUAAACUACUAGAUUUUACACUCUACAGUAUCCGCCAACUUCUAGGGUUUAUCAAGAAAAACCCCUCACAGGCCACAAUGUUAGCUUCACUCAAAUUUCCCCACACCCUUCCUUCAAAUCGUUUCUUCUUUUGCUGCCAUUGUACCUCUUCACCUCGUACAAAACAACCCACUAUUGACAUGGUCAAAUACAAAGAAGCUUUUGCUAAGAGGAUGGCAAUGGCUGGACUCAAACCUCAUCACAGAAUUGCUGUAGGAGUUUCAGGAGGACCAGAUAGUGUGGCUCUAUGUGUAUUGACAUCUCAGUGGAAAAAAGAUGCCCUAAUUGGAAUUGAUGAAAAAGAUGGGUGUGUAGAUGGGCUAUUAGCCAUUGUAGUUGACCAUGGUUUGCGAAAAGAGAGCAAAGAUGAAGCAAAUGUGGUCCACGAUAGGGUUUCGAAACUGGGUGUUAGAUGUGAAAUUGCAAGUUGUGAAUGGUUAGACGGAAGGCUUAAGCUGGGUCAUUUGCAAGAAGCGGCUCGUGAUAUGAGGUAUCAAAUUCUGCAGAAUGUUUGUCUGGAAAACCAAAUUAGUGUGCUGCUUAUUGCACACCAUGCGGAUGAUCAGGCUGAAUUGUUCAUUUUAAGAUUAUCUCGCAACAGUGGCAUUCUUGGGCUUGCUGGAACAGCAUUUAUUUCUGAGUUGUUCCCUACAAACAUCCAUUACUAUGGUGAAACUUCUUGUACUGAUGGGAUUCUAUUAGUACGCCCUCUGCUGGACUUCUCAAAAGAAGAUAUGUAUGAAAUAUGUCGAAAAGGUGGUAUCUCAUGGGUUGAAGAUCCAACAAAUCAGAGUCCAUUGUUUGCUCGUAACAGGAUCCGUCUAUCAUUGGGAAAUUCAAAAAUAGGUACCUUCAGAUCUGAAGUGCAAGCGCUUGUUUCGGCCUGUCGAAAAACACGUUCUUUUGUUGACAGAAUUUGCUCUAAUUUGAUAAAUCAGACUGUAACUGUCAAUUCUCAUGGAUAUGUUACCAUUGAUGUAGAGAAGCUGGAUCCUUCAAAUGUUGAAGAUAUAUGCCUGUCCAAGUUUUUUACAUUAAUUUUGCAGUUUAUUUCACAAAGGCACAGGCCAGUUAGAGGCAGAACUUCAAAGUUGUUGUUGGAAUAUGUGCGGAACAUUCCUAUCAAGACUUCUCUUACUGCAGCAGCUUGCUACAUUUGCCCAGCUCCACGAUCUAAUGGCACAAAAAUCCUGGUUUGCUGCUCUGUUGAUUCUCCUUUACCAUCAGAAAUGGCUUCUUCUCACAAGUAUUUUUGUGAAGGAAACAAGCAUUUUACGACUAGCGAUGUGAAGGAUAUUCUUAUGAACGCGAAAUCAUAUUCGGAUUGUUUGGUCCUACCGGACGCCUCAGAUGUGCCAUUUCUACACGCAACAACCUCAGAGUCGCUUCUAGGAGAAGCAAAAAGACGCCGUCUUCUUAGUGAAUCUACUCACGAAAGCAUUUACUUAUUGCAAAAAGAGGAAACUAAGCAUUUCAACGCCAAAACUGAAGUUAUAUUACCAGAACAAGAAUCAAGGCAGGACAUAAAACAUUCCAGUACUCAUCUGAGAUACGCAGUUGGGCCUGGUCAAUUCCACCAUUUUAUGAACAGAUUCUUGUUAAUGUGGAGAGUUCAAAAGCUACCCGCUGGGGAGAUUGCUUCAAACUGGAACACGGAAUUGGUAUCUCAGGAUUUUCCUUGCAGUUCAUGCGUGGUUGGCCAGGAAGCUUCAGUGCGCACAAUGGUGGAAGCUGAUUGGCUGUAUCUUGCUAGGCUUUCUAAAGGUCAAACGAUAGAAUCAUGUCAAGAAGAUAAACUUUUAUCUGCUUGUAAGAUGGGGAAGAAAGUCUCAUGUUCAGAUUAUGUGAGGCUAUCAGCACAGAAAGCUCUCCUGAUGUUGAAGUUAAUUCCUGUAGCUGCAAGGAGAGGCUUACCCGUCCUAGUGAAUUCUCAAGGGCUAUUGCUUAGUAUUCCGAACAUUUGUUUCAAAUAUUGUCCAUACUUGUCAGUUUCUGCUACGUACAAGCCGCGGGUACCCCUUGGAGGAGGUCAUAGUUCAUUUCUCUAGGUGAUAAGUCAAGAGCUUUCCACUGAUCGUAGAAACUAAUCUAACACUGGGAAGCGGUUAAAGUUUACACAGAAACUGAAGAAGAUUGCUAAGCUAGUCCCUUUUGGCUUUUGGCCCUGACAGUGUAUGCGAAGCUUACUGGUUCACCGUUAACCAGCUAUGGGUUUAUCAGCUUAAAGAAAGAU
Molecule: messenger RNA, 2365 nt
Organism: Papaver somniferum (opium poppy)
Lineage: Eukaryota; Viridiplantae; Streptophyta; Magnoliopsida; Ranunculales; Papaveraceae
Product: tRNA(Ile)-lysidine synthase-like
Exons: 11
Coding region: 171-2180 (669 amino acids)
Biological process (GO): tRNA processing
Molecular function (GO): ligase activity, forming carbon-nitrogen bonds; ATP binding
Source: RefSeq, a predicted model, not a curated record